Molecule: messenger RNA, 3175 nt
Organism: Larimichthys crocea (large yellow croaker)
Lineage: Eukaryota; Metazoa; Chordata; Actinopteri; Sciaenidae
Product: adseverin-like
Exons: 16
Coding region: 149-2326 (725 amino acids)
Biological process (GO): cell projection assembly; actin filament severing; barbed-end actin filament capping
Cellular component (GO): actin cytoskeleton; cytoplasm
Molecular function (GO): phosphatidylinositol-4,5-bisphosphate binding; actin filament binding
Source: RefSeq, a predicted model, not a curated record
AAACACUGCUGCUACACACUCACUCAGUCAGUCUGUACUCAGAAACAGAACGGCAGUGUGUCCCUGCACUCAGCCAUCCCCGCCCUCCUCUCACCUCACCUCGCCCGGGAUCCUCAUUCAUCUUCAGAAGCUCACAGCAGCAGCAGACAUGGUGCUCCACCACAAAGAGUUCACCAAUGCAGGCAAGAAAGCAGGCCUGCAGAUUUGGAGGAUCGAGAAUCUGGAGCUGGUCCCCGUGCCGGAGAACUUACAUGGAAACUUUUACACUGGAGAUGCGUACGUGAUCCUCUCCACGGUCAAACAGAAGGACAGCUUCUUCUACCACCUGCACUACUGGCUGGGAAAGGAGUGCAGCCAGGACGAGAGCGCCGCUGCAGCCAUCUUUACUGUACAUUUGGAUGAUUACCUUGGUGGUAAGCCCGUCCAGUACAGAGAACUGCAGGGGGUCGAGUCGACAGCCUUCACCAGCUACUUCAAGGGAGGGAUCACUUACAAAACAGGAGGUGUCGCCUCGGGUUUCCACCAUGUGGUCACCAAUGACCUUUCAGCGCAGAGACUCCUCCACAUCAAGGGCCGGAGGGUCAUCAGGGCCACCCAGGUCCCUCUCAGCUGGUCCAGCUUCAACAGCGGAGACUGCUUCAUCAUCGACCUUGGAGAUAAAAUCUAUCAGUGGUGUGGAUCCAAGUGUAACAAGUUUGAGCGACUGAAGGCAGCACAAGUGGCCAGAGGUAUCCGUGACAACGAGAGAAAUGCCCGAGCUGAACUUGUGGUUGUAGAAGAGGGAAGUGAACCAACCAAGUUAACUGAUGUCCUCGGUGUCAAGCCAGAGCUGUCAGAGGGGGAUGACGAUGAUGACACGGUGGCAGACUUGUCCAACAGGAAAAUGGCUAAACUACACAUGGUAUCUGAUGCGUCAGGAUCCAUGAAAGUGACCGUUGUGAAGGAGGAAAACCCAUUCCUCCAGAGCGACCUGCUCUCGGAUGAGUGCUUCAUCCUGGAUCAUGGCAAUAACAACAUUAUAUUUGUAUGGAAAGGGCAUAAAGCCAACCCCAACGAAAGAAAGGAGGCCAUGAAGACUGCUGAGGGCUUCAUCAAACAAAUGGGCUACCCAGCAAACACACAGAUCCAGGUGUUGCCAGAGGGUGGAGAGACUCCCAUGUUCAAGCAGUUCUUCCUGGGCUGGAAGGAAAAAGACCAGAGUGAUGGUUUUGGGAAGGUGUUCGUCACUGAGAGGAUCGCGAGGAUCCAGCAGGUGAAGUUUGACGCCUCCAAGCUUCAUGAGUCCCAGCACAUGGCAGCCCAGUACAACAUGGUGGAUGAUGGCAGUGGAGACACGCAGAUCUGGAGGGUGGAGAGCAUUGGCAGAGUUCCCAUUGACCCAAAGAGCUACGGUCAGUUCUACGGUGGGGACUGCUACAUCAUCCUGUACACAUACGGGAAGAGACAGAUCAUCUACACCUGGCAAGGAGCCAGCUGCUCUUUGGAUGAGCUAACAGCGUCUGCGUUCCUGACUGUAGAACUGGAUCGUUCACUGGGAGGGAAUGCCGUUCAGGUCAGAGUGUGCCAGGGUAAGGAACCCCCACAUCUGCUGAGUCUCUUCAAGUCUAAGCCCCUCAUUGUAUAUAAGAGUGGUACGUCCCGCCUCGGAGGUCAAGCCCCCCCACCUCCAAUCCGACUCUUCCAGGUGCGACGGAACCUGGGCAGCAUCACCAGGAUAGCUGAGGUCGAUGCCUGUGCAGCCAGUCUGAACUCCAACGAUGCCUUCCUGCUGAAGAUGGCUGACGGGCGGGGCUAUAUGUGGAUGGGCAAAGGGGCCAGUAAAGAAGAGGAAAAAGGAGCUGAGUACAUGAGCGAAGUGCUGAACUGUCGCAGCAAAAGGAUCAAGGAAGGAAAUGAACCAGAUGAAUUCUGGGCAGCAUUAGGAGGAAAGACAAAGUACCAGAACUCAGAAGGACUGGAGAGUGAGACCAUGACUCACCCCGUUCGUCUGUUCGGAUGUUCCAACAAGACCGGCAGGUUCAUAAUUGAGGAGGUUCCAGGAGAGUUCACACAGGAUGACCUGGCUGAGGAUGACGUGAUGCUGCUGGAUGUGUGGGAUCAGGUGUUCGUCUGGAUUGGAAAGGACGCCAACGAGGUGGAGAAGGCUGAAUCUGUCAAAUCUGCCAAACAGUACAUAGAGACUGACCCUAGUGGUCGUGACAAGAAGACUCCUUUGGUGGUGGUGAAACAAGGCUACGAACCCCCCACCUUCACAGGCUGGUUCCUGGGCUGGGACCCCUCCCACUGGGACUCUGUCGCCAAGAGCAUGAAGUCCAUGCAUCUUUAGAUUUAGAUUAUGUUCAACAGAUGUAUUGAUCCAGGACAAACAGAAAUAUUCUCUUUUAUAUAACCAGUUUGAUCAAAGAAAUAAAUGUUUUUUUUCCUGUGACAUGUUUAUCAGAAACCGUGCUUGUAUUUUUCAGCUCAUACAUUAAAUUAAUUUACAAAUAAAUGAAAAGCAUUUAUGAAUAUCUCUUUAACAUUACAACUUUCAAACAGAUAUAUACACACAGAGUUUUUAGACAAACUUUCCACCAGUCUGAACAGAAAUCCACUCCUUCCCAAAGAUGCUGCCACAGGCGCUGACAUCCCAUCCAAACCCUCCCUACAGGAGCUCAAAACCCUUUGCUGGCACACAUCCCACUAUCUUUGCUGUUCAAAAUGUUCAACGUUAUAUCAGUAGCACGCUUACAUAUGUUACAAAUUAGACAUUAGAUAAGAUAUGUACAGGUUUUUCAUUUGGCUCACAGCAGGACAAAAGUUUGUCAGAGGAAAAUGAUUCUCUUUGUCAUGAACUUAAUUAUGCUCCCACUCUCAAAUGCAUUAGCCAUGUCCCCAUCAACAGACAUAUUUACAUUUCCUCCUCACUUCCCGCAAAAAAAGACAGUAUAAAUUCCAAGGCAUUAUAAAGCCUGUAUCAUAGAUAUUGGUGUGAGAUAACGUAUCAGAUUAUGACCAUCACAUAAACUAAUAAAUAGUCAUAAAUGUAAAACUAUAUCCUACUUGAAUAUCACAGUGAUAACGUGUAGGUGGUGCCUGACUGGAAGUGACUGACUCAUGAGACUUCUUUUUUUUGUUCCUUAUGUUAAUACAUGUAGUCAGAUCAUGUGUAUUUAAGCCUUUAAUAAAUGCUUGU